UCCGAUUUCCACUAUAUAUAAUGCUAUUCUCCCUGAAACCCUAAUUCUUUCUUCACGCAGUUGGCCACAGCAACAACCAAUUCUCCGGCGGCAAUCAUCCCUGUCCAAGCGGCUAGGCUAAGAUGUCUUUGGUGGCAAACGAAGAAUUUCAGCACAUUUUGCGUGUGCUGAACACUAACGUUGAUGGCAAACAAAAGAUAAUGUUCGCACUCACCUCCAUUAAGGGUAUUGGAAGGCGAUUUGCCAACAUUUGCUGUAAGAAGGCUGAUGUUGACAUGAACAAGAGGGCCGGUGAAUUGAGUGCUGCAGAGUUGGAUAAUUUGAUGACAGUGGUUGCAAACCCACGUCAAUUCAAGAUCCCAGAUUGGUUUUUGAAUAGGAAGAAGGAUUAUAAGGAUGGAAAGUUCUCUCAAGUUGUUUCCAAUUCACUUGACAUGAAGUUGAGGGAUGAUUUGGAGAGACUCAAGAAAAUUAGAAACCACCGUGGUUUGAGGCACUACUGGGGCCUUCGUGUUCGUGGUCAGCAUACCAAGACUACUGGCCGCAGGGGAAAGACUGUUGGUGUCUCAAAGAAGCGUUAAGCUGUUAUGUUUUGGCUUUAAGAUUAGAUGAUUUUGUGGAGGCUUUAUUUAAGCACAAUAGACAUGUUUCUUACAUCAACUUUGUAUGGUUGUUAAAUGUUGUGACAAUUUCAAUUUUGUUUGGAUUGUGUUAAAAGUUUUUGAUUAGUUGAAUGGAUAUUGGUAUUUUUAGA
Cicer arietinum (chickpea) is the source of this 754-nucleotide messenger RNA. Its product is annotated as small ribosomal subunit protein uS13z/uS13y/uS13x-like. The record is from RefSeq and is a predicted model, not a curated record. Gene Ontology annotation, cellular component: cytosol; ribosome; small ribosomal subunit. NCBI's taxonomy places the organism in Eukaryota, Viridiplantae, Streptophyta, Magnoliopsida, Fabales, Fabaceae. Gene Ontology annotation, molecular function: RNA binding; structural constituent of ribosome. Gene Ontology annotation, biological process: translation.